UACGAAUACUAUCCAGAGGGUAUGACUGAACUGAAGUUGCAGGAUGCACAGAGAGGGGAGUUUGGGGAAAAAGGUGCUGUGCCUCAAAAGAGGAAGCAGAAAGGAGGAGGCGAAUCAAAAGGAGCUACGUGAAGAUGCUGAAGCAUGAUGCUGUGGCAUGAUGCCAUUUGGCUCACUGCCGAAGUGCCGUCGCGAAUAUGCCACUCCUUCAUGCUUCUACCACUGCUUCUAAUUCUCACGAACGAAAUCAUCGCUUCCGAGCUUCCCACCGAGCAAACCACAGUCUCCUGCUGGCGUUCUCAUCGCAAAAACCAUACUCCGGAAAUAUCCUUCUUCUUCUUCAUACAGAAAAAUUAAAAUUAAAACACAAUUCACCAUAUCUUGCAACAACAGAAUUCAUCUACAUGGUAUUCAUGCCUGUGGAGUACCGCUGCGCCAAAGGCUGUGUCUCCUCUCGAUCCGCCAUGGUGGUUCCAACCAGAGAUCAAUCAUCAUGCACAGGAAGCACUCACAGGGUAAAAGAAUCUGAAGAGUUUAUUAAAAUUGGCAGCACCGCUAGUCAGAUGACGUGAAUGACUCCCAGGUACAAACGAGAAAAAAAACCCGAUCUCAGAGGCGGAGUAAGAGUGAGAUCAUCGACGUGGGGUGCGGGGAAAGAGAUCAACCUCAGUGAAGAAUGAUGCUUUUUGGAGAUACUUCAAACUAUGAUUUGCAUUGCUCAGUUGUACCGCCCUGAGCACACCGCUACUUAAGCAUAACGACCACCGGGAGCAGCGAUGGUUUGGCCAGUGGAUGUAGUUCAGGGGAUCAGCCAGGACGUGCAUUGCCUGGCAUCUAUUCUGCUCCGAGGCAAUGGGGGGAAAUCUCAUAAAGAACGAUUGGAUUUCUUCUAUGCCCCUCAAGCUCACGCCUAUGACAGGUUUCGAGCCAACUUCUUGCACGGGCGCCAGCCAAUGCUGGCGGCCUGCGCAGCGCGUCUGCGGGGUUCCCAGGGCUUGGUGUGGGUGGACAUGGGAGGAGGCACGGCCGAGAACGUGGAUAUGAUGUCGCAUACCCUUGAUCUCUCUGUUUUCCAAAAAAUUUACGUCGUGGAUAUCUGCUCGGCCUUGUGCGAGGUCGCACGCCAGAAAGUGAAAAACAGAGGGUGGAAAAAUGUGGAAAUCGUCGAGGCUGACGCGUGCACCUUCACGCCGGAGGACCCUGCCACGCUCAUCACUUUUUCAUACUCUCUUACAAUGAUUCCCGAUUUCAUGGCCGCGAUAGACAAUGCAGUCCAACAUCUGGCAGAGGAUGGCAUUGUAGGCGUGUCAGAUUUCUUCACCUCUGCCAAGUACGACCUCCCAAAUCGACAGCACUCUUACAUUCAGCGCUGGUUCUGGCGUGGUCUGUUCGAUGUCGACGGCAUUGACUUGGGUCCUGAGCGGCGUCUCUACUUAGAGCACCAACUUGAGCCAGUUUACGAAUACAACGCGCUUGGGAAGAUUCCCUACUUGCCAUUCGUGCAAGCUCCAUACUACCAGUGGAUCGGGAGACGACGAGGUCAUACAAAGAAAAACUUAGCUCGAUUUCCUGCGCGAGCUUCGGACGAGUUCGAAGCGAAAAGGCCACCGGCUUUUCCACCAACCUUCCUGUACUCUCUGUCAUGGGAAGACCCUCGUGAGGACGACAAGGUUCUGAACAUCAACAAGGACGAUACAGUCUUGACGCUCACCUCCGGCGGUUGCAACGCCUUGGACCUCGUUUACCAGGGCGCACGUCAAGUCGUGGCCGUGGAUAUUAAUCCAGCCCAGAGCUACUUGUUGGAGCUCAAGAGGAUCGCCGUUAUCAGAUUGCCGUUCGAAGAUGUAUGGUCAAUGUUCGGAGAUGGAGUGCACCCCAAAUUCGAGAAGCUUUUUAAGGAGGAAUUGACCCCCUUCUUGAGUCAAGGAGCUGUGAACUUCUGGACUAGAAAGAGCCAUUACUUCAGAAACGGCUUGUACUAUCACGGUGGAAUGGGAAGGCUCAUCCGUGCUGUUCGGGCGCUUGCAAGAAUCACUCGUCAACAACACUGGAUUGAUAACCUUGUGAACGCACCCACUCUAGAAAUGCAGAAAGAGCUCUGGUUCGCCACCGUGGGAAAAUGGCUAUUGCGCGCCAACAUCGUGACACGCAUUUCAGCCUUCUUUGUAACCAACCCAAUCGUGCUCUGGUUCUGUGCUGGUGUUUGCAAGGGUCAGCUGAACCUCAUUCGCAAGGAGGAUAGUAUAUACAAUUACGUUGUGCGAUGCUUGAACUCCACGGCUGAAUGCUCGCAUCUACGUGACAGCAAUUAUUUCUACCGAUGCUGUUUAACGGGGAAGUUUUCAAGAAACUGCUGUCCCCGCUUUCUUGAAGAAGAAGUAUUUAAGACGCUGAAGGUUGAUCUGGCAUCUGAUGAACGUCUACUGAUUCGCACAACUGCUUUCGUUGAGGAAUUGAGAAAGCGCAUGUACACGAAGGUCAUAUUGAUGGACCACGUAGAUUGGCUGGAACAAGGCGAUAUUGACAUAUUGUGCGCUGCAUUGAAGGAUCAAGUGAAGCCUGGAGGUCGGGUGAUUUGGCGCAGUGCAUCACGUAGUCCGAAGUACGCGAAAUGUAUCGAGAAGGCUGGAUUUGAUGUUAUUCGCAUCACUACCAGCGACCAGUACAUGGAUCGCGUUAACAUGUACGCCAGCUUCUACGUGGGCAUUCGUAAAGGUGGACCCAAGAUUGAAGAAUCAGAGGAUAUGACGGAGAAGGUUACUCCAGGGUCUCCCAACUGUGUACUCAAUGCUUCCAAUGCUCUAGAACGGUCGCAUCAAUAGUUAUAUUGGAUGCUUUCUGGACGGUCAUGAAACUAUCGUGAAAUCGUGUCGGUUUCAGAAUUUAGCAAUUAACUUCAGCGAACAUUUAUGUUCUUGAAGAAACGGAACUCUGAUUUUGAUUUCCUUUGGAGUGAAUUUUUUUCGGACCUAGAGUAGUGGUAACGCUGGCUGCCUGACCUGUGGUACCACGGAAUGUGUCUACGAUUCCAGUUUUUCGAUUCUGUUGACUGUUCGAUUCAAAUGUGGUAAAGAACACACCACUUGUAUUUGUAUACUCUCAUGAAAUAUACAGAGGUUUUAUCUUUGUGCACAUAAGUAAAUGCUGACUUAGCUUUACAAACUUCAGUCAAA
Messenger RNA from Physcomitrium patens, 3173 nucleotides. RefSeq lists its product as uncharacterized. Lineage: Eukaryota; Viridiplantae; Streptophyta; Bryopsida; Funariales; Funariaceae. The record is from RefSeq and is a predicted model, not a curated record.